Messenger RNA from Ceratina calcarata, 4673 nucleotides. RefSeq lists its product as uncharacterized. The record is from RefSeq and is a predicted model, not a curated record. Bases 3142 to 4335 code for a protein of 397 amino acids. NCBI's taxonomy places the organism in Eukaryota, Metazoa, Arthropoda, Insecta, Hymenoptera, Apidae. The transcript has 5 exons.
AGUUGCAAAGGAACGUCAGUUUCAAAAAUGAUAUAUGCAAUACAGAUUUUUUGUUCCCUCAAAUUGUUGAUACAAUUAUUACGAUGUUGCAAUUUUUCAAAAACGUUGCCUGCAUCUCUUUAGCAUAGCACAUGUACAGGGUUAUACAUGUUAUGUGAGAUAUUCGUAGCGAAAUAUUCGGUUGAGGAAAAAGCUGUUGAAUUCCAUUGCGAUGUGUGACUGUUUAUGUGUUACGCUAUACUUCUUCAAAGAUUGCAUCGGUUUUUUGAUCGACCAGAGCGAAUUGCAUCUUUGUUAUCGAAAUUUCCACUUUGUGCUUCUCUUACUAAUGCAUCAGAUCCGUAAAUAUGACUCUUGGCAGCCUCCAUCACAUUCUUCCCUUUUUUAUAAUAGGAUUUCAAAAUACAUCAAAUUUCUUCGUUACGAGUGCACAUUUUUAGAAGUAAAUAAUGUUAGACUGGAUGUACAGAUUUUACUAAUCUUUCUUUCAAAUUGUUUACUGGACUAUAAACUCUGGGACAGCCUUAAGUGUUCUUAGAUGCAGCUGAUAUUAUCAGAUAUAAUUGAUGUUAAGGAUGUUUACUAAGAAACUUUUUCCUCAACUCAACAAUGCAAGCAUGUGUAAUUGUACAAUAUGGUGAGUUAGCCCAAGGCACAAACAAAUAGGUAAAAUACCUAUAAUCUAAUUAUAUUGGAAAUUGAUUAAAAGUACGCGAUUGUUUUAUAAAAUGUAUCUAGCCUUUGUAAAUAAUUCACUCUGAACAAUGAGAAGAGUAUAACAGUGUACAAUUUUUAUGCAAAUCCCACAAUCAUGAGAGUGAUAUUCUUAUUAUACUGGGUGAUUUUUGUAACGUGAUGACUUGAAAUAACUCCUGAAUUAUUUAUCGUGGAAAAAUAUGUUCUUUUAUUUUACUACAACAGUGCAUGUGUUUUUCAAACCAUACAACUUUUGUUUGAAACAUUUUAUUCUACGAUGAAUAAUAUGCAAGAUAUUUGAAGUAGUCGCGUUAUGAAAAUUAUAAUGUAUUAACUAAUAACAUUUAUAACCUUGUAAAAACAUAUUGUUAAUAUAAAUAUGUACGUGCUUUUCAUUGGCAAUGACAUGUUAACGUUUUAUCUUUACGUCAUAUAGUCAAUUUAUAACACUUUAAAUGCAAUUUUGAAAUAGGUGACUAAGUAUAAGGCAAAUAAACAUAAUCAUAUCAUUACGUAUAAACAAAAUUAUUGAUUUGAUGAUAAUAUUACAUUUGAUUUUUCAUUAUUAUCCAUGCAGGCGUUAGUUUUAUUUGACUCUACAAGUCGACGUUUACUCAUUCUCCAAUAUUAUCUUCAAAACGAUCUGUUUACUUCCACUUUUAUAAUGCGGAAUUGUAAAUUACUAUAAGUAUAUAUAGUAUAUACUAUAAGUCUAAAAUCAUGUUAAGAUUCUCCAAAUAUUAUUAACACAACUAAUAAUAUGUUUGAUUUAUAUAAAGUUGCAUGAGUUUUGCAUUAAAAUGAAUUGUAUUUAAGCUCAAAGAAGCUCUCUCUACUUGUGAUAAAAAGAUCUGUGAACACGUUCUUUUUGUAAUUUUAAUGUCAUACUCAUGUUAUUAUCAGUUCCUUUAUUGAUUAUAUUACGUCUUAAUUAUAAGACAGUGUCAUAUUUGAACAUGUAUAAUGUUAUUAAUUCAUAUAUAACUUAUGAAAUGAUACUUUAUGAGAAAAGGAAUGAGUUAUAAAAAAUGUACAUGCGUAAGAAAUGAAUAAAUCGAAAAUAUAAAAUAAAAAAUUGUUAUUUUUCUUUCUAUGUAGAAAUUAUCCAAACGAAAAAUUAUUUGUAGAAACCAUAAUUUUUUCCGAUGUUCUCAUUUCAUCAGAUGCCUGAAAAUUUGUAAUUUUUAGAGUGUUCUCGGAUGGCCUAAUUAUUUCAAAAACGAAGCGUUAUAGAAGAGUCAGUAGAUUCAGGGAAAAGUUUUACAGCUUCAAGUGGUAAAGUCGAAUGUACUGCUUGUUUUUAAUUUUUAAUCGCUUUAAAGGACGUACUUGAUAUUGCAACUAUAAAUAAAUUCAUAUGUAGUAUCAGAAUCAGAAAAAGGAUCGUUGGACGAAGGUAUCGAUAUUUAACACACGUUAAAUAUCACAGACAUUUUUAAAAGUGAAAGCAGAAUAACGACGGGCAUUAGGUAAAGUACAUUCCUUAUUUCGCUCAGUUAAAAGAAAAGGAAACUAAAAAAUACGGAAGCGUUAUACUUCAAGAAUUGAUUGCAAAGGGGAAAAAUUAUGCACGUUAAGAACGACAGAACUACACUAUUUACGAAUGUAACAUCUGUGAUUGCGGCACGCGCGGUACGCUUUCCUUUUCACUAAUCGUAAACGGCUUCCUUAUUUCCGGUUCACUCAAUUUGUAUCCCUUUCGCGACCGUGACCAUAAAUCACGAUUACUUUCUACACUUUGCAUUGUCAUUUCGCGUCGAUGGCCCUAAUGGUCGGUUUUUUAUACGUCGUCCCAUUACGAGCAAACUCCUCUCAUAUGCAGAGUGUCAUCAGUAAAAAUAUACGACAACUCGUUGCUUAAUGAUUGUAUUACAUGCUUUGACAAAUUCAAAAUGUACUUCUCUCAGUGUAUAGAGUGACCAUUUAUAAACAUAUAAUUUGCAGUAUAUUGCAAAAAACUGAGAAAAGUUUCUUUUGUUUUAUAUAUCUCAAUGGUAAUUAGUCCAAAUAAUAUAAUCUGAUCGCAUGCAGAAUGAAUAAACAUGCAAGUAGGAAUCGAUAUGCGUUAAAAUAAAAAGCGCGCGUGUACGAUUUGAAGACUUACGAAGAAGGGUUUAACUCGUUACAUUCGCUGUUUCCAUCCUUCGUAACAGUGUGCCGGAUGGCUGUAUGCGACUGUAAUGUUUGUCCAGUGAGCGGCACGGGGAAUGUAGAAAACCGGUCAGUUACCCGAGAAACACUCUAGCUGGUAGCAGGACGAUCGGUGUCGUCGAUCGUUAAGCUUGAGGUUAUUUGUGCGUUCCGGUGGUUCACAGCAACGGCGGUCUAUGGAGACACAAAGGUGGCCGGAAACGACGCGACGACGAUGACCGGUACUUAAACAAUUUCGUGUUACGCGGUUUUCCCGGCGGUCGAUUGUCAAAAUGCGUGAACAAAUCGAAUACCAUGCAGUGUUUGCUGUUAAUCUUAUGUAUCGUUCGCGUGAUCGUGACCUCGGAAACCGCCGACGAAGAACGAGUAAAAGGACUGGUACGUGAUUGGGCACCUCUGGUAUGGCUUGCACCUGGUGAACUCUUUUUACCUCUUGGGGUACCUGAGUUUCUCGACAAUAUGCAAUCGGACGAUGACUACCUUCGCACCAGAAUCGACGUAGAAAUACUAUUAAGAAAUCGAUCGUCGUUCCUGUAUGGCCGGAAACCAGCCGGCACCGUGCCUGUUUAUGCUGUGAUCAAGAACUGUGCUGUUCCAGACGCUUCUAUGGACAUGAUAAAUUUAAAGAGCACAGACAGGGACGAAAGAAAGUCGCGAAGAAACGGGGACGAGACGCUGAUAUCAUCGAGGAACGCGUUGCAGAUCGACGAUCUCGGGUCCUCGAUGAUUCUCACCAAUGACCUUUCUGGGACUGUGUGGAAGAACGAUAACAAACAAAAUUCGGAGAAACCCGGUGAUUUUGAGAAGAAGAAAAAAGCGAACAGGUCCCGGAAGCUACACUUUCACGUGACCUAUUGGAUGUUCUAUCCAUUCAGUGAGGGAAAGGCAGUCUGUGUUCUGGAUCUCGGAUUUUUUGGUAGCUGGCCGAUACCCACGGUAGGCGGUAUGUGCCUCGGAAUGCUUAAGGAGUACGGCAGCCACGUGGGCGAUUGGGAACAUAUGAGCCUCUAUUUCAAGGACGCCAAUUAUCCAUCGGCUAUGUACGUAUCGGCUCACGACGCGGGCGCGUUUUAUCGAUACGAUCCGCGAAGCGGGACUUUUAUUUACGAGAGCCAAGAGACGCGGAAGGGUAUUUUCCAAAAGCCGAUAUUUCCCGAAAGAGUUUUCACCGCUGGCGGUUCACAUCCGAUACUGUUCAGUGCGCGAGGCUCGCACGGACUCUGGACAGCACCGGGGAAGCAUAAAUUCGUCAGAUUACCGCGUCUCUACGAUGAGAGCGGUUUCGGUACCGCUUGGCCAACCUGGAAGAAGAUGGAGUUGCUUCUAAAGAAAGAAAACAGCAUCUUACCCGGCUGGAUGACUUUUAGAGGCAAGUGGGGAAAUCCUAAGAGUAACUGCCAUCCUUUGGUCAGGCUAGGCUUCAACAUAUGCGAAUUCGUCGAUGGACCGACUGGUAUACCCAUGAAACAGUCUAACUUUCGGUGCUGACGACUCUACUUAGAAUUUUUCAAACACAUUCGCUGCGAUUUACCUGCACUCCUUUUUCUCAAGCGGAUACAAAAAUUAAUUUAUUCAACACAUAUUUCAAAUAAUUUUACUGGCUGUUAUCAUGAAAAAGGAUUAAUUUUAUUAUAAGAUGAUAAUUACGUAGUAGUGAAUGUGUCGUCUCAAAAUGUCUUGUCUGUGAACGCAAAAAAUUGAAUAGUUUUAGCAGUUAGAGAAUAAACGCUUACAAUUAAUAAAGUUCGUACUGAUAAAACUUGAAGGGACUGGUCUGUAUAAAAUCAGUUGAAAACUGUUUCCACUGUUUAUAUAAAUUAUGUAAA